Molecule: messenger RNA, 1755 nt
Organism: Trypanosoma grayi
Lineage: Eukaryota; Euglenozoa; Kinetoplastea; Trypanosomatida; Trypanosomatidae
Exons: 1
Coding region: 1-1755 (584 amino acids)
Biological process (GO): N-terminal peptidyl-methionine acetylation
Cellular component (GO): NatC complex
Source: RefSeq, a predicted model, not a curated record
AUGGCGUGCGACCUGAAUGACACGUGGGCGGAGUGCUUGGGUGAGUUCAAGACCACGCUUACAGAUGUCGGCGCCACGUGGCGCUGCUACACGUGCGACGGUGUCGACAAGGAGGCGAUGCUCAGCGCACCAGAGGUGAUGGAUGCCAAGACAGACCCCGGCUGUGGCUACAGCACCGUGCGCUCGCUCAACAGCAUGCUGCAGGACGGCACCAUUCCCUCCGCAGCAACGCUGAAGGGCCAGGCGCUGCUUGACGUGAUGGACCUCAUCCAUGUGAAGGAGCUGCAGUAUCUGCAGGGAUUCGCACUCACCGCUGGGUGCCUGGCCUUCCCGUACUUCUUCCGCAUGGACAUACUGAAGGAGCAGAACCCAACACUACACGCAUACUGCCGCGGUGUCGCACGUUCGGUGGAGCUCACAAUGCGUGCCGUCAUGACGACGCGUAUCCGCAGCGAUGAGGAGUUUAUUCCAUGGCUACGGGAGCUCGAACACGAGGAAGAGAUCACAGAGGAGCAGAUCAUCGCUGAACUUGAAGGGGCCGCGUGUAAGGCGGAGUCUGCCGCUAUCGCAGCGCGACUGCGGUGGAGAAAACUCUUCUUGUCGGCACAGAAGCUAUUUAUCAUGGAUUCCAAGAAGUCCGACACUGAGGCGGCGUGUGACAUCUGCCAGGAGGCGUGUGAUCUGCUGAGCUCCGCCGACUACGCACGCACGGAGGAGCCGGUGCAGGAUAGCAGGUUCUUCUGCGAGGCGGAGGUGGUCUACUGGGCGAGUGCCUUCACUCCUACGAAGCCGCGGCCAUGCGUUCCCUUCGAGCAGGCAAUGCAGGAGUACAAGAAGAUGCUGACCCAGCUGGCUUCGCUGCGGGACCUCCUCCACAUGCCGUCGCUGCAGUCCAUCGUGGAGUUCGUGGAGGCAUUGGGGGCGCAAAAGCCAUUACUGCCGAUGCGGUCCAUCGCCGUUAUCCUGCUCUUUCGCCAGGACCAAAACGAGUCUUUCCUCCACGGCCCGUCCAUGCCGCACCGCAUCCUCGAUGAGCUGGCCAAAGAUUACGGUGCCCCACUGUAUCUCAAAAUAUUUGAGGGCGACGAGGAAAUGCUGGAGGGCGUCAUCAAGUACCGCAUCCACAAGACAAUGGAUCCGCUGAGGGUCACACCAGAGCAAUCAAUGCUUCUGCGGCAGCAGACGUUGGAGGCGGUGCGUCGCUGGGCGAUGGAGAUGUCCAAGGCGUACCUUGUCCACAUGGAGGCGAUGCUGUGCAACCGCGGCCUCGCCCACCGCCGGCUCAUGAACGCGCUGCCGCAGCUGGGUGCACUGCAGGAAAUGGCGUAUUCCACUGACACCUCCAUAUUUCUUUCACUGGUACCGGCCGUCUCACCUGAACUGGAGGCGGAGGCAGUUAAGCGUAUGUCGAUGCUCGCCAUGUACGCUAACCAGCACAUCCUGCGCGUUAUGCAACUCAUCUUCUCCCUGACGCUCGAACUGGACCUAUUCACACAAGGGGAGCUGGUGCCGGCACUGUGGUACCUCAACUUCACGCAACGUGCUCAGAUGGAGAAUCUUGGCAUGCUUGCCCCCCCGCCCGCCACACUGAUUCCAGAGACACGCAUCAACCGCCGUACAANGUGCUCAGAUGGAGAAUCUUGGCAUGCUUGCCCCCCCGCCCGCCACACUGAUUCCAGAGACACGCAUCAACCGCCGUACAAAGGUGCCGCUCUUCAACCUCGCGCUGACGACACGCACAGUUGGACACCCUGA